This is a messenger RNA of Salvia miltiorrhiza (redroot sage), 591 nucleotides long. RefSeq names its product stress-response A/B barrel domain-containing protein HS1-like. Gene Ontology annotation, biological process: pollen tube adhesion. The coding region runs from base 90 to 416 and encodes 108 amino acids. The record is from RefSeq and is a predicted model, not a curated record. The transcript is spliced from 2 exons. NCBI's taxonomy places the organism in Eukaryota, Viridiplantae, Streptophyta, Magnoliopsida, Lamiales, Lamiaceae.
GCUGUAAUUAGAGCCUAAUGGCAGUGGGCAGUUGUACUACCUAACCCAAUAAUUAGAAUACCAAAUACUUAUUCUAGAGAGAGAGAGAGAUGGAAGAGAGCAAGAGAGAAGUAAAUCACAGACUGCUUAUAAAGUUCAAGGAAGGCGUAACUGAGGAAAAGAUUGAAGAAUGCAUCAAACAGUUUUGCAAAACUGUUGAUCUUAUUCCUUCAAUCAUGGACUUCCAAUGGGGUAAAGGGAUGGGCAUCGUAAACCUAAACCAAGGCUUCACUCAUAUCUUUGAAUUGACAUUUGAAAGUGCAGAAGCCGUUGUUGCGUAUAUUUCAAGUCCACUUCACAGUGAAAUUGCAAGCUUGUUGGAGCCGCUAAUGGAGAAGUUCGUUGUCAUUGAUUUCCAGCCUCAAAAACUCUAUUAAUUCCUAAAUUAAAUAUGUCACUAAUUAAGUUUUUAUUUAUGCAAACUAUCUAUGUUUUCAUGUCGAUGGAUCUUUUUGUUUCGUAUAUGCUUUCAUGAUUGCAUUUCCUAUAAUUUGGUUGUGGAGCUUCUUCUUCUGAAAUAAUGCUAUUGAGAAAUGAACAAGUUUUCAUACA